Molecule: messenger RNA, 355 nt
Organism: Canariomyces notabilis
Lineage: Eukaryota; Fungi; Ascomycota; Sordariomycetes; Sordariales; Chaetomiaceae
Product: 60S ribosomal protein L43
Exons: 8
Coding region: 64-342 (92 amino acids)
Biological process (GO): translation
Cellular component (GO): ribosome
Molecular function (GO): structural constituent of ribosome
Source: RefSeq, a predicted model, not a curated record
UCGCCCGCCAACAUCUAGCGAGUCGCUCUUGAGGGAUCACGUCCAACCAUAUAAGCAGACAAGAUGUCCAAGCGCACGAAGAAGGUCGGCAUCUCCGGCAAGUACGGCACAAGAUACGGUGCCUCCCUCCGUAAGCUGGUAAAGAAGCAGGAAGUUUCUCAGCACGCCAGGUACACUUGCACAUUCUGCGGAAAGAACACUGUCAGGCGCUCGGCUGUUGGCAUCUGGUCGUGCGGGUCGUGCAAGAAGACCAUGGCUGGUGGUGCUUACACGGUAGCAACCCCUGCUGCCGCUGCGAUGCGGUCAACUCUCCGGCGACUUCGCGAGAUCACCGAGGUUUAGAGGGGACGAAGUG